This is a messenger RNA of Lactuca saligna, 1534 nucleotides long. The record is from the annotation of a GenBank genome assembly. Lineage: Eukaryota; Viridiplantae; Streptophyta; Magnoliopsida; Asterales; Asteraceae.
AUAAAGACAGUGACAAAAAAGAAGAGUGGGGCAGAGUUUAAAGACUUUGUCUCUCACAGAAGAAAGAGAGAGAAAAUUCAAUUCGGUGAAAUUGGUAUUUAUUAUUAUUUAAUGUGAAGAGCGAUGGUGUCCGAUCAAGAGAUAGCAAAAGGGAUUCAGAUUCUUCUCACCCAAUCUCACCCCAAAUCAUUCACUACUCUCGAUCAUGUUGUUAAUCAGCUUGGUGAAAAACUAGGGUUUGAUUUGACUCAUAAGGCAGCUUUCAUUCGUGACCAAAUCAACCUACUCCUCUUCCACUCCCACUCCCACUCCCAAUUCCGCAACCCUCCACCGCCGCCUCAACCCUCCGUUCCUUCACCGGUGACCACCUCUGGGAUACCUAAAGACCAAUUUUCCUUCCAACAUCAACAGCCCCAAUUUCAUUUCAACCAACAACAGCCUCAUGCGCCUCCUCCUCUUCGGCCUCAAUAUCACCAUUCUCAUUUUGCCACUGAACAUCAAGAACCACGCCAGAGACACCCGGUUAAGCUUAACUUCGGUAACCCUGAGCCGCCGCCGCCGCCUCCUCCAGAGCAGUCACGACUGCAGACGUUACCGGAGGUGAAAUAUGAAGGAUUCCCCAUUCAAAAUGCGGUUUGGAAAUCGCCCGAAAAGAUCAAGAAAGGGCCUUCAACCAACAAAAGAAGAGGUGGGCCCGGGGGGCUAAAUAAGCUCUGUGGUAUUUCACCUGAGCUACAAGUGAUUCUAGGAAAAUCAUCCUUAUCAAGAACCGAUAUUGUGAAGCAACUAUGGGCCUACAUAAAGAAAAACAACCUUCAAGAUCCUGAAAACAAGAGAAAGAUAAUUUGUGAUGAUGCUUUACGAGUUGUAUUUGAAACUGAUUCCACUGAUAUGUUUAAGAUGAAUAAGUUGCUUGCUAAACAUAUCAUCCCACUUGAACCUACAAAGGCAUCAUCUCGUAGGAAACCAAAAGUGAAGGUUGAAAGUAGCGAUUUUAUUCCAUGUCAAGUUAUAAUCUCUGAAGCGCUUGCAAAUUGUUUGAAUAUGCAAGAAAGACAAAUGUCUCAAUCAGAGGCUUUGAGACUUGUUUGGGAAUACAUAAAGGUUAAUAAUCUUGAGGAUCCUGAAAAUCCUCAUUUCUGCAAUGGAAAUACCCGAAUUGUUGGUCAAACAACAUUUACUAAUCCAAUGAUCUAUGUUGACUGGUAUACAAGCGAUUCAUCAACUAAUGAUUUAUGGUGUUCUUUGACUUAGUGAAGAAACUUAGUGGAUUUGUGUUUGAUUUUGUUGUUUUAUUCUUUCCAUGUGGUUUCUAAUAGUGUUUUUACAACCCCUUUGUAAAAAAUGUCUAACCUUGACUACAAUUUUCAUGGUUUGCAACAAAAAAAAAGUAGUCUUUUUAGGUAAUAUAAGGAUUAAACGUGUAACAAAAACAUAACCAAACAAGCAAAUUACCUCAAACCAUAGGGACCAUUUGUGUAAUUGACUCUAUUUUUUACAACUCGGAACAAUGUACUUAUAUUUUUAUGUCUAA